GCUUUCUGAAAUCACUUCCAAAUCUACUUGAAUUCCGGCACACUGCUCAACUAUGAAGGCCUACCACUAUGUGUUUGCUUUGUCUCUCGUUUCACUGGCCCUAGUUACUUCCAGGCAGCAUGUGCUUAAAUUAAAAAACGACAAUCGGAAUGCAAUUUUAUGUAGCCACUUUGCAUACUAUGCAGGUGGUUUUCUAUCGAUUUCUUUGGAUAAUCUUGACGGCGAUUUGUCGAGUGUCACUUUUACGCUGGACAAAGAUGGAAGUUCAGACGUCACUUCCUACCUUGAGAGUAAAAAGGGGAACUGCUUCCGGGGUGAUCUUUCAAAGUUCUUGUAUUUGUCCUUUGAUCCUACGCGAUCACUUUUAUUAGUCCACAAUCGUGACGUACGACUUCAUGGACUCAUUUUUGAGGCCGGGGCAAAGAACAUGGACGAAGACGAGGGAAUCAGUCCAUCCGCACCUCCUAGAACUUUAGCAGAUAGCGUGAAGCUCAUUCUUGAUUUACUUAAUCUGUCACCCUUUCACAGCCAUGAGCUCGCCACUGAAUUUGGCAAGAUCUUGCAACCCCUUUUACCGGCACAAUCAGACGGUCGACCGAUUGAACAGUCUACGAUCUACAUAUCGCUGCGUCGUUUGGCAGUGGCAAGAUUACCACCCGAUAUGUUAAACGAAAUAGCUCAGCCUGAUGAAUCACAAAGGCGUGCUGCGAGCUCUUUGAACUCAAUUAUGUCCCAAUCAAAAACGUCUAAUGUGACGAGGGAGGGAAUUCCACUCUCCCACGAAAUUGCGAAUAUUUUGAGCUCUAUAUAUCGGAUGACUACUCCUCUAGGGUCUCUCCGAGCCAUUCCAUACCAGUCGGUUCAAGGCAAACCAAAGGUCAAAGUCAUCUGCUAUGUUUACUUCACUCGAGUCGUUGCCUAUCUUCUCACCGUAACCAUGUCGUACUCUUUCGCCUGGGUUGUCGAAUUGUUCAAGGAGUCCAUCACUUUUCUGUUCUUCGUAUCCGUCGGAUACAAAUUUCGACCAAUAAGCGAUAAUCCUUACCUUCUGGUCCCGAAUGACGAAGACGAAGAAGAAACCGUGAUGGAACGUAUUCAGUUAGAGGAUGUAUGGUCGCAGUCGGGAGUCACUGAUGGGGUUUUCAGAACGAAUAAGGCCCACAGCCAUCGAACACAAAAAUUACUCCCCAACAAAACGACAUCAAAUGUAGCAGCGUGGAGUCGGUCUGAUUCACACGACCGGAUGGCAGCCAUUGACUCUGACACGGACGUGUAG
This is a messenger RNA of Dicrocoelium dendriticum, 1276 nucleotides long. The record is from the annotation of a GenBank genome assembly. Lineage: Eukaryota; Metazoa; Platyhelminthes; Trematoda; Plagiorchiida; Dicrocoeliidae.